This is a messenger RNA of Meloidogyne enterolobii, 701 nucleotides long. The record is from the annotation of a GenBank genome assembly. NCBI's taxonomy places the organism in Eukaryota, Metazoa, Nematoda, Chromadorea, Rhabditida, Meloidogynidae.
CUAAGGCCCUUUUAUAGUAAUAAAACCUUCGGUAAGUGCUUACAUUUUGAAGGUCAUCAUCUUUAUAUACCUUUAUUCUCUUUUCCAAGCCAAAAAAAAUUUUUUUUUCCUGACCUUUCUAUUUAUUCGAUUUUGCCCAAAUUUUGUAAGCUUUCGCUUGAUCGGGUAGGAAUUGAAUUGAAUAGAAGGAAUUUUCAGGGAAGAGAAAGGACACAAAUUUUUUUGAGGGAAAACUUGUGUCAUUGUGUUCGUAUAUUUUUUUUAAAUGGAAUUAAUUUUUUGUUUAAUCUUUAGUCGAAUUAGUGUAUUUGGGGAAAAUACUUUUAAUUUUUAUGCUAAUACUUUGCUUUAUUUCAAAUAUGCCUUAGCUAGUUCCCUAUAUUUUUGGGGUAUUUUAUUUAAAAUUAAUUUAUACGAACUGUUAAAAAGAGCAAUCCAAACUACCGCAAAUACACGUUCUUUUUCUUUAAUAAAAUAUAAUAUCUCUAUAAGUAUUAUUACUAGAGCCCGGAUUUUUAUGCAUUAAAAAAUGCAAAAUAUGCACUAUAAUAUGUAUAAAAAAUUGCCAAAAUAUGCACAAAAAUAUGCAAGUAAACCAAAAUAUACACGCAUAUAUGCAUGAAAAAUACCAUUUAUACCUAAAAAUUUUACAUAUUUUUAGUCUAUACGGUUUAAACACCUAUUUUUUAUUUAGAUUUCUC